CUUUUAUCAGUAUUUCCACUGCGCUUUAAAACGGAGAAUAACCCUUCGGUUGGUACAAUGGAAAUCCAUACAAACGGCAGCUGGAAAAAGCUUUGCACUAGUACGUGGAAUAAAGUUGAAGUAGAUUUGACAUGCAUGGCAAUGGGAUACUCUAACAGCAGUGAUUAUAAUAGAUGGUAUGAAGACAGUGGCAAUGUAACAGAGACAUCUACUAAUUUCAACUGCACCACCACUUUUACUAAAUGUGAAGAAAGCUUCUCAAACGAACCGCAAUUCUGCAAAGGUAUUAAUCAAUUAUGCAUUUUUUGAAAUCUGUUGUCAGAUCUGUUUCAGUCUUCUCUUUUGUACAUCCUAUUCAAGGUACCCCUAUAGACUUCAUCAUAAUUCGAGCGGUGGACCUCGCCAAGACAUCCUUUCUUGCUUUGGUAACUGAUUAUGUACUAGUGUUUUCUUGAAGACUGCUCUUGAAAAAAACAUGACAUAUAUUAACAAUUAGGUUGUUUUCGAGGACUAGUUUAAAUUGUUGAAGGCGUAAAAAAGACCCAAAAAUGAUGCCUGAACAGCUGCCCAUCCAAGAACCCAUACAACCGAAUUGGAUUUCUAAACCUGUAUGAACACCUUGAACUUUUAAAUUUCUUCUUAAUCCUGCUGUCUCCUUCCCUCAUCUAUAUUUCAUCUUUUAUUAAUUCACUGUUAACUUACCUUCAUUCAUUGCUUAAUAUUUUGUGACUUUAUAAGUUCCCGUCCGCUUGAAUGGUGCAAAUGUAGAGUAUGGUGGCAGAGUGGAAGUAUUUUAUAAAGGGAAAUGGGGAAAAAUUUGCACCAAUGGAUGGGAUUUCGAGGAUGCCCAAGUUAUUUGUCGUCAACUUGGCUUUGAAGAGGCUCUUGCUGAAUUCAUUGAGUCAAACGUAGAUGAUGGAAACACUAUUCCUGUAAUGGUGGAUGUUUCCUGCACUGGAGUGGAGGAUGAACUUGCAUCGUGCGCUCGCACCGAUGGAAAGUUAAAUGUCCCCGAUCAAUGUCAAGAGGGCAAAGGUUCUCAAGCACUGUGUCAACCAAGUAAGUGAGGCAUUAAUAACGCCGAGAUGGAAAUUCCUAAAGGUGACUGGUCCUCGUGAAUAGUCACGUGUUUAAAGUUAAACACCAAAGAUCAAGAUACUAUUAAUUUUGAAAUAAACGAAUACCAAAAUACUGAGAAAGAAUGAACUGAUAAUUGUGCUACUUGCAGACUUGUGCUACUUGUGCUACUUUCUUUCAGAUAACAAACAAGUAAUCGGUAAAGAGGAACUUUACUUUAAUAUUGGCAGCAAUGAAAUCCUUCACUGCUCAAUACGUAACAAAACCAGUUUUGCGAAAUGGGUCAUAAAUGGUCAAAAGGUACAAGGGAUGAAUUCUUCCUCUAAGAGGGUCAAGACUACAGAAGAUGGUAAACUGGUCAUAGAAAAUGUGCAGUUGUCUGAUGGAGGAACAUAUGAAUGCCUCAGACUGGAAUAUGUUCAGUAUUACACGGUUUACAUUAAUGGUAGGAAAAUCCUUUUUAACACAUUUAGAAGACCUUAAUUGCCUCAUUGUCGAGUAAGUUAACAUAAUAGUAAAUGUGUCAGGCAUUCACAAUACGGACACACAACAGGGACUAGUUGGCAUUUCUUCAUUGCUGCUUCGGUAAGUGGUUAUUUUCUUUAUUUAUUCCAACAGCAAGAUUCACUGAGAACACUCGAGACCAGCAGAGCCUUACUGCUAACACAUCUGGUAUUAUAGAUUGUAGUGCUGAAGGAACACCACGUCCACAGAUAACUUGGAGGAAACUAGGAGAAAUGUCAGGACCUCAUGGGAGAAGAUUCAUUCAAAUUUCCAGUGGCAGUCUACAGAUUGAUCCUGUUUACCCUGAAGACGGUGGCACAUACAGAUGUACCAUGACACAAAAUAAAGGAUCAAAAAGGGCCACAAUCAGUCAUAAAAACAUACUUGUGUCUGUUAUAGGUGAGUAAGUUAUUGGGAAAAUCUGAAACUGGUUAGGUCAUUACACCAACUCGUAAUAAUAGUAAAAAUAGUGAUAAAAACUUUAUCUCAGUAUCAAAAACCAUGUAGCCUGAGAGAAAUCCAUGCUAAUAAGGGGACACAGACUAAUACAAAAUACAAAACUUAAAAGACUAAAAUAUCUACCCUAAAAUAUGAAUAAUACAAAAUGUAAUCUAAAAUGUAUUAAAGAUAAAGCUAAACAUUAUAGGUAACUAUUGAUAGCUGAUCUUAAGAAUUUAGUCACUUAGUCACUGGUAAGAUGGGUUUCUGAUUUCAUUUAUUGAGGUUAAAUCAAUCUUUGUUAUUUUUUUGAAGUGCUUUUAAAUUGUUUUGCCUAUAGGCAUUUCUACAAGGUCACCCUAUAUGUUCCAAUGAUUUGUUGUUUUUAGCUGUUAGAAAAGGACUUUCAUCUGGUUAUUUAAAUUGGUCAGAUUAAAAUGCAUUGUCUAAUUUGUAGAUUGAUGUUAGUAACCCGAAAGGUAAUUGCCCUCUAGAAUAUUCGUAUUAUGUGUGUAUAACUAAGCCACUGUGUUUUAAAUUUUGAUUUGUUUAUUCAAAGUUCGACCAGAAGUGAAUGUUUCAGGAGCAAGCAAUCUAAUCAGAGAAGGAGACACUGUGACUUUGACUUGUAAAAUCAUCCAAGGUCGGCCUCAGCCACAGAUAACCUGGCUUAAGAAUAACUUAUCUGUGGGACACAACAUGUCUCUCUCCUUUCAUAAGGUAACAGAAAAAGACGCAGGUCUGUAUACCUGUGAAGCAAAAAAUCGUGGAGGAAUUUCCGCUGAAAACAUAUAUAUUUCUGUUAAAGGUAAGUUUUCAGGUCUAAAAUUGGAUGGUUUUCUUCUCGAAAUCUCUUCUUUUUUUUAAUGUUUACUUUAAAAUUUUGAACUGCAAAUCGACAUGACACAUAUGUACUGCUGGUUAGUCGAGCAAGGUCAUUUCUGUACUAUCACCUUGGAUGACAGGCUUCGCUUACAUGGUGCCUGACUCUCCACACAGAAAGUGGAGCUACGCUAUUGGUGGGAAUAUGGUGACGAGAAAACACAAGUAAAUUAAUUGAGCGCUUUUCAUUCAACUAAUUUAUUCUUGUUUUUUCUUCACUAUAUUCCCAUCAAUAGCGUAGCUCCUUUUUCUCAUCUUUUUUUCUAAGGAACUGUAAAUUAUAAUUUAUAAUAUGGGUUCUCUGGCUUUUAGAAGAUAUAGCACCAACUUGCAGAGACUCGAAUAAUUUGUUGCAAUAUCAUCAUGGUUGUUUGUUUUCUAUUCGGGUCUUGUCAUUCGUCUACAUCCAAUUUACAAUAAUUGAAGGUCGUUUCUCAAUUUAAAACAAGAUUUGAAUGCCGUAGCUCGUCUAUACAUAGUUCUGAUUUACCUUUUCAUAAGGUAAUGAGCAGGCAAAAAUCUAGCUUAAAGUAAUCCGCCGACCUGGGUAGUUGCAAUUGCUAAAAUUUAGAAGAUCAGAUCAUCAUUUUAAUUUGAAUUGUCUGAUGUUUCCUGCACUUUUAAUGAGUUAGAAAUGGAAUAUCGCGCUCAUAUUGAUGGGAAGUCAAAUUUCCCAGCUUAAUGGCGAGAAGAUGGCAAAGGUUUUUAUUCUUGUGUCAACCAAGUAAGUAAAGUACUGAUAGCGCCAGAAUGAAAAUUCCUAAAGGUUUCUGGUCGUCACGACCAUUCAUUUGUUUGAAGUGUUUACAAGUUUACAUUCAAGAUCUAGAUACCAAUGUAUCUGUGACGAUAAUCUCAUCGUAACUCUUCUUAAUUUUUCUUUCUAGUUCCACCACAUUUAAAUCCUGAACUCAGGAAUCUUUCAGUUCCACUGAACUCCACUCUUGAAGCAGACUGUUUUAAAAGAGGUGAUCUUCCAGUUUCUGUCAACUGGACCAAGGAUGGAGAAGCUCUUGGUAACAACAAUACAUUAGUUAUUAAGCGCGUGAUGUUUGAUGAUGGAGGUUUCUAUGAAUGUGCUGCUGAAAAUCUGGUUGGAAAAGUUAACAUCUCCUUCUGGAUCGAUGUUACUGGUAAAUCAAAAUCAUUUUAUGAAGAUUUACAUACGCUGCUUGAUUAGAUCACGUUGUGGAGCGCUGUACUGCCGUGCGAUAGUACAAGCCAAGUUUAUUCAUUUGUUUAUAAAUUUGUCUUUGAUUUAGAUACGUCGUUCAUAUUGAUAUCUUUAUAGGAAUGGAAAAUUACCGUCUGCAUAUGAGUAUCAAUUAAUCUUUUUAUGCUGGUAAUAUCCACUAGCUAUUCCCGUGUACAGUGGGCAGGUGAUUCUUUUACCUCAGGAAAUUCGUGUACUUAGAAUACUCCCAGAUUUGCUCUUCUUACUGCCAGAGUACUUGUGGUUAUUCGAUUGUACCUUAAGAACCUUUGUUUAACAUCAGUGGUGCUCUUUUUAUUUUCAGUGUCUCCCCAGAUUUUAUUGUCUCCGGUAAACCAGUCUGUUAUUAAUGGAGACCCAGUCAUUUUUACUUGCCGUGCCACAGGUGUUCCAACACCAAAACUGACCUGGACAUUUGCUGACGGUAAACUUCCAUUGGGUACCAAUCAAAUCGAUUUUGAGGGAGACUCAUUCCCGGAAUCAUUCCUGGAAAUGCAGAGGGCAACAAAGGAAAUGGAAGGAACAUACAAGUGUACAGCAGAAAACAAAGAAAAUACAAUAAGUUAUUCCACAACACUUCAAGUAUUUGGUAGGUUCAACAAUCAUAAUUAUUAUGAUGAUGAUAAUGAUACUGAUAGGGAUGAUGAUGAUUGUAAUGACGAUAAUAAUAGUAAUCUUAAUUUUAAUAGCAAUUAGGGUAAUGAAAGUGAUGGAUCCACUGCAACAAUAAUAAUCAAUUGUACCUUCCAAAUAUGAGGUGAAAAUGGUGGCUAGUGGCUCUAAGUUGCCCAAGAAGAACUGGCAGCUUGUUAAGAAUGAGGAGUCUCGAUAUCCCCGGAAUUUAUCCAGGACAAUAGAAUCAAAGAGUGCAAAUACAAACUUGAGUGUAACGUAUUUAUGAAAAAUACGGUAAUGAAUUGUCGGAAAGAUAGUCGUUGCACAUGCACCAUUUACCAGUUGUUUAAGAUGAUUCUUCCAUAUAAUCACUUUGUGACAUUUUGUCAUGGUUACUCUGAUCAUUUUGAUCCAAAAGAUUUUGAUUACUGCGAUGAUUGGUAGCUUUGUAUAGGGGAAUAUGUCUUAACAAUAAAAAUAAAGGACCGGGUAUCGGUUAAGUUAGAAGCAUCUUGUAAAUUCGGUUUAAUGGGGUCUGAGAACCUUUGGCAAAUCUCCAGAAACAUUUUGGAAAAGUAUUUCAAACCCUCUUUAAAACGCCUUUGAAGCCAAGUUUCACUCAAAUUGGCACGCUAUACCCCGCAUGUACCAUUUGGAGGGUUGAUUUCGAAUUUCUUAGUCUCUGUAAUAACUACCUUACUAAGGUAUUUUGAGUGAAUUUUUUUUUAAUGAAAUCCAAGUUAUGUUUACAUUAUCUCUUUCUCAACACAGAAAAACCCACUGCCAAAGUAAGUCCAAAACCAUACCCAACGCUCACUCAAGGUGAUAAGCUUGGGUUAACUUGCAGCGUCAACGAAGCAACAGUAAAUAUCACUUGGAAAAAAGAUGGAGAUCCAAUAAAAGAAAGGGCAGUCAUUGAUACGCAAUUGGAUGAGACAACAAGUUAUCUGGUUAUUGCAAAGGUUGUGGAGGAGGACAGUGGCGAACAUUCUUGUGAAGCUCGUAACAGACUAGGAAAUGUGGCCCGCUCCACUGUGAUGAUAAAAGUCAACCGUAAGCUGGCAUUAUUGUAGUGUAGAAACAAUCUAAAAUUUAUUAGCAAUAAAUUAUUUGACUAAAUGGAACCUGAAACUUUUAAGCAUGCUAUUUGCUGUUUUCUGUUUCUUUGUUUGCUUUGUUUUUGUUUUGUUUUUUUUUUGUGAGUGAACGCGUGUAUGGAUGUUGGGUGUAAGCCUGUAAUUAAAAUAUGGGUCCCCUGGCCUGUAAGAUGCAGUAGAACCUUCCUUUAGAUACCCAAAUAAUUAUCAUCAUUAUUGUUUGUUUCCUAUUUGGCAAAGGGAAUUGCUUUACAUCCAUUGUACAAAAAGGCAGGUAAUUUCUCAAUUUAAAACAAGAUUCUAGCUAGGCCUUCUCUAUAUGAUUUUAAUUUACCUUGCUUUGAAUCUCUGCCAUAAAAUAGAAGCCAUUUAUAAUGAGCCAGCGAAGCUCUGGUGAAAAAUAGUAUCCAGAGGGGCUGGCUAUUACUGAGUAACAACCUUUCCCUUAUCAUCACAUGUACUACCUUUUUUAUUUGGCUGAGAACCAUGUGUUUAACUUACACCAACAGGUGCGAGUCCAUUCCUGGUGUGGUAUUAUAUUGUUGGAUCAAUGGCUGCUGCUAUUGCUAUUUUGCUCAUAGGCUGCCUUUUUUGGAAACGUCGAAAGACGGGUAAAGCUCAUUCUUCAUAUCCUGUUUUGAGUAGUUUUUCCAGAGAAUCGUACGUUGUGUGAGAAGCAAAAAUUGGACCAGUUUAUGUUUACUUUUACUUCACCUCAUAUCCCAAUUGUUCUCCUCAAGUUCUUUAUUUUGUAAGUAUUAAUAUCAUCUCGCUUUGCAGGAAAAAUAAAUUCGUUGAGGCACUAUUGGCACGUUUUUACUGUUUCUUAUCUGAUUGAUAAUCUACUAUUAACUACUGAUCAUAGUGCACAACAAACACUCAAGUUAAGGCAGAACUUUUUUCCGUCUUUAUUUCUUUCUUUGAUUUGCCAUUUGGACCUACAGCACCUGAUACAGUCCUGUAAGUCAAUUAGUUUGCCUUUUAUUUACUAAAUUGAAAUUUAAAAAAUAUAUUAGGUGGGGUUUAAAUCUUACUAUCAUGUCAACCACUCCAUUUUGAAAGUUAACUUGAAUGAUAGUCUGCGUGAACAAGUAAUUCUCCAACUUUAAUUUUUUCUGCUCAAGAAAAUGGUGUUUUUUCAUCUCUAGAGUGAUUAUCUUUCCAUGAUGAAAUCAGUCAAAUAAUUUAGAAACUAAAAACUUUUGCGUAACUUCUUUUUCCUUGAUUACGUAUACUUUGAUUUAUCAAUAGAAAAUAGAAUUUUCAUAACAUUUAGUCCUAAUCAAGGGAAGGUAGUUGAGAUGGAGCUCUGGAAUCUAGAAGUGGAUGAAUGGGAGAUUGAAGUGAACCGUGUCUUGCUUCAAGAUGUCAUUGGGCGAGGGGCAUUUGGAGCAGUGUGGAGAGCUCUUCUUAGUUCUCCAAAUGGGAGACCUGGAAAUCGCACAGUUGCUGCUAAAUGCUUUACACGUAAGAUCCAGUCAUCUAUCUUUUCUUCAAAGCACGUAGAUGGAUACUUAGCGUUUCUUUCUAAGAGUGACCUGCUUUGCACUUUGCAGUGAUCAUUUAUCUCAGGUCGACUAAGGCGCUCUGAGAAAUUUAUGCAAAGUUAUUUUUUGUAACAACAGCAAAAAUAAAACAAUAGAGGCAUUAAUAGCAUGAAAAAAUUUGAAGAUGGUAAGCAUUUGCCACAAUCGUGAGGCAAGGGAAAUUUGAAUCCUCGAAAGGAUUCGCUCGCCGACCGGUUCCAUUUUUGUAGUCGUGAGCUCCACCAAGUGGGCUUCAAAGACCUCCUGAGAUGUAAGGUCUAAAUCCUUACCCGAGGUUUUCGCUUCUUAAGCGCGAGGAAACUCGUCAAUAUGAUUUUUUCCUCGGCUAAAAAGUAUAUCCUUUUUAUUGUAGCCACCGCAGGCGAGGAAGGAAGAAAAUGUUUGAUGAGAGAGAUCGAGCUGGGAAAAAUUCUCGGUAAAAGCAAUCAGCCAAACAUAGUGAAGUUCAUUGGCUGCGUCACUAGACAGGGUACAUACUAAGUUUAAGGCAUCAUUCUUGUUAUCUGCCAUAACAUUUGAACUCAGUAUGAGAUUGUUAGCUUAUUGGUUUGUUGUUGUUUUUUUUUUACUGAUUCGUUCCUUCUUUUCGUUAUUUUAAGUUCAUCCAAUCCUUAUCAUGGAACAUUUGCCAUGUGGUGAUCUGCUUGGUUACAUGAGAAAAUGCCGAGGAAUUAAUGAUCGGUAUUAUCUUGGAGAAGGAAGGCCUCAAGUUUUGAACAACUAUGACCUUGUGCUAUUUGCCAAACAAAUCGCCGCCGGAAUGGUAUACCUUGGAUCAAGGGGGGUAAGUAACUUAAAUGCUUCUUCAUUCAAUUUCACCGCAGAAAUAUCUCUAAAGGGACUGUUCUACCUUUUGAGUUGCUUGAAUAUAAAUAUAUCGAGAUUAUAUGAACUUUGUUCGAAAGCAGGUUUCAUAUUGUCAAUAUUUCUCAAGAGUUCCUUUGGUAUUGUCAAUGGGUCACCUGAUGUCGCUGUUAUGCUGGUAUAUGUUUGGUCUGUAAUGAACACCCUAGGAACAAUAGUUCUUACAACCCAUGCAAACUUCUGUACAUUCUUCUCUCUGAUCAUGGUAGGUCUCACAAAAGACAUACAUUUGUUAGCCACUACACAUUUUAGAUCUUUGUCUUUUGGUAGAUAAUCCAUCGUGACCUGGCAGCUCGAAACGUCCUCCUUGAUAACAACUAUGUGUGCAAAGUGACCGACUUUGGCAUGGCAUAUCAAAACUUCAAAUAUGGUCAUGGAAAUGCCAAAAAGGUAGACGAUCGUCUUUGCUUUAUCUUUUUUGUGGUGACACUUGCAAACAGAUUCCUAAGGUUAGUUCUAACUCUGCUUAAAAUUCAUCUUAAUUUCCAACUAAUGAUAGCUCCACGUUCUGCCAUGCCACAGAAUACAACUGAGUUAGUUGACUUUAAUAUUCUAAAUUUAUGACAACUGCUAAAUUUUGAAGCUCCAUAAAGUCUCGGAAGAGGUACACCACCCACCUCUCGUUUACAUGCAUGUCCUUUGUUGACUCGCCAGUAUUAUAACACUGAUUUUUAAACAAACCUGUCGUUGCAGGGCUGUUUGCCGAUCAAAUGGACUGCACCAGAGAUUUUGUUGGGAAAUUUCGCUGGACUUUCCACCUUGAGUGACGUGUAUGUAUAUUUUUGCACUGAGCAGGCCAUCUCUUUAGAUUUUGUCUUAACAAACUAAUAUCCAACACUUAGAGAAUACUUUGGAAAUACUUUUUGCAAUUUUUCCAGGUGGUCUUACGGAAUCGUUCUGUAUGAGAUAGUUACCCUUGGUAAGUAAAACUAUGUUCAACAACAAAUGUUUAUACUUCCCGCCUGUCUUGGUCUGGAAAUGUUGUAGGACUCGUUAGUCAAUGUCAAUGCCUUUAGGACUCAAUUGGCGGACGUUAGUUUGAUGAGCUGUGGCAAAAAACUUGUUGUGCCAAAGUUUACGCCAAUGAUGACUUUUGCUUAGCUUGCCAAAGUUUCAUUCUCUGAGAACUGAGAAAUGUUGUUUAAGGACUUUCCUCGCCCUGACUAUCACACAAGACGAGGAGCAUUUUGUGUUCGACUUCGAAUGAUUUAAAAACCUUUCAGAUUGCUUGGUAGAAAAGUGGUAAUCAAUUACAUAAAAUAUCAGGCUAGGAAACAUCAUGUUUCGAAUGCUGCGGCCAGGCACUAAAAUUGAAUCUCUCUGAUUUAAAUCUCAACAUUUUUAAACAAAAUAUUCAGGAGUAUCACGGCCACAAUUUGUUUAUUUCUUUGCAGGUGGAAUUCCAUAUGAGGGGUGGCCAGAAGGGAAGGUAGUUGCACAAGUCACACAUGGAUACAAACUUCCAAAGCCCGACCAUGUUGAUGACAAACUGUGAGUCUUGCCUUUCAAGUCACCAUGUUCCAUUUUAAUUCACCUAAUCCCCCCAACCUCCGAAGAAAAACAUUUCCUCUUUCCUGAUCUGAUUUCUUCGCUCAUCACUGAAAUCUGUUAAAUGAAACAUAGUUAACAGCGGUUACCAGUUUGUUCAGUUAAAAGUUGUCUUCUCACUUAAUAAUUAUGAAAAGAUUAAUUUUUAGCUAUUACAACCAGACAUUUCUUAUCAUUUUAGCAAUUAUUUGCCCAAGGCUAUCUUGAGUUUUUGAGUAUUGGUUGAUUUUUAUCAUAUAAUUCAUAAACCACAGUCCAGUACUGAGCAUCAUUCCUUUAUUCCAGGUAUGCCAUAAUGAAAAGGUGCUGGAAUUUCGACCCCGACUUUCGUCCUCCCUUUGAAAACCUUCGAAAAAGAAUGGAUACCUACCUUCGUCAAGAGGUUUGUAGCACGAUUUGAACAAGUCCUUGGAGGCCUCUACGAUUAUUUAUUCCUCUAAAAUUACUUCAUAAAUCAUUAUUCUUUUAAAGUUGGUUUCAGCAGAUUAAUAGAAGUGAUUUGGAAUUGCAUUGGUUUCUUCCAACUACACUUGAAGCCGCUUAAGGGAAUUUCAGUGCCUUGAACUUUCAUUUUGAUGGCUAAAUGCGCUAAGAUGUCCCAUGCCUACGAACCCAUCUAUCACCAUCCCUUCCGCCCUUCCCUCUACUUACCUUUCUAUCUACAUUCAUAAUAAAGGGGUAAGUUUCUAGAAAAACUGUGGGGUUGCGUCGAUGGAGAGUAUAACGGGCUAAUUUGAUAUUUUCAACUGAGCUGAUAACGUACAUUGGCCACUGUUAAGAGUUUAAAAGCUGACGUUUCGAGCGUUAGCCCUUCGUCGGAGCGAAUGGCAAAGUUCUAACGUUCAAAACAUUAGCUUGCAAACUCUUUACGGCGGCCAAUUUACGUUAGUGACUAAGUUGAUGAUACCAAAUUACCCAUCUACAUUCAUAACUUCCUACUUACCAACCAACCUGCGUAGAAAACGAAUUUCUUCCGUGCCUUUAACGCGAGGAUCAUUUGUGUGCUUUGAAGUAGUCAUUAUAAUUUUCUUCUUGACUUGAAGUAAAAGAACACUAUGACGAUCAUGAACAAUCUUCUUUUAUUGCCUUCCCCUUUAGACAUAUCUGCACCUGCUCGACAUGAGAUCUUAUGACACGACCAAAUACUCCAAGGUUGAAGACCUCGGAGAUGAAGAUGCCGAACCAAGUGCACGAGCUACAAGGAACGCCGCAGCAAAGAGAUUAGGAAAAUGGGCCAGCGACCGUCGUUAG
Messenger RNA from Pocillopora meandrina, 11036 nucleotides. Lineage: Eukaryota; Metazoa; Cnidaria; Anthozoa; Scleractinia; Pocilloporidae. The record is from the annotation of a GenBank genome assembly.